UCCAGCGAACAAGGACCUCCGACAUCCUUCUCCCGUCCACCAUCAUGACCUUUCGGAGCGCUUGAACUUAGGUUCAAUUUAGGGGGUUGAGUACUCCCCCAAGUAUGCAGGAGUGUUGAUUUUUUAGUGAUAAAAAUUAUUGUGAUAAUCAUACAAUCAUGAAGCUAGAGUGGAUGAUUUUCGUACUGUACCUUUUUUGUGUUUUGGACUUUUGUUUGUGUAAUCCGGAUGCCAAAAGACUGUAUGAUGACCUUUUGAGUAAUUAUAACAGGCUGAUAAGACCUGUCAGUAACAAUACGGACACGGUUUUGGUUAAAUUAGGACUUAGGUUGUCUCAGCUUAUUGAAUUGAAUCUUAAAGAUCAAAUUCUUACAACAAACGUCUGGUUAGAGCAUGAAUGGCAGGAUCACAAAUUUAUGUGGGAUCCUCAAGAAUAUGGAGGAGUAACUGAAUUGUACGUACCAUCUGAACAUAUUUGGUUGCCGGAUAUAGUGCUUUAUAACAAUGCUGAUGGGGAAUACGUGGUUACUACGAUGACGAAAGCGGUACUGAGGCAUACUGGUAAAGUACUUUGGACACCUCCAGCUAUCUUUAAAUCUUCCUGCGAAAUAGAUGUGAGAUAUUUCCCAUUCGAUCAACAGACUUGCUUCAUGAAAUUUGGAUCAUGGACCUAUGACGGAAAUCAAAUUGAUCUAAAACACAUUAACCAAAAACUCGGUGAGGAUAAAGUUGAAGUAGGUAUCGACUUACGGGAAUAUUAUCCCAGCGUAGAAUGGGAUAUUCUUGGAGUACCGGCGGAGAGACACGAAAGAUAUUAUCCAUGCUGUGCUGAACCGUAUCCUGAUAUAUUCUUCAACAUAACUUUAAGAAGAAAAACUCUAUUCUACACAGUCAACCUUAUAGUACCGUGCGUGGGAAUCUCUUAUCUCUCAGUGCUGGUGUUCUAUCUACCUGCAGACUCGGGCGAAAAAAUUGCUCUCUGUAUCAAUAUCCUCCUCUCCCAAACCAUGUUUUUCCUGCUUAUCUCCGAAAUCAUCCCCUCAACAUCCCUCGCCCUCCCACUUUUAGGUAAAUACAUCCUCUUUACAAUGGUAAUGGUAGGCUUCUCGGUAGUCAUCACCAUUAUUAUCCUAAACGUACACUAUCGCAAACCCAGCACACAUAGGAUGGCGCCUUGGGUACGAAGUUUCUUCAUCAAGAGCGUACCGAAGUUACUAUUGAUGAGAGUACCGAAAGAUCUGUUGACAGAACUAGCCGCAAACAAGAUUCCACUGAACAGAAUGUCACUUAAAAAGAGAGAACUGGAUAUAAUGCCUUCGAGUAGGUCAUCGUCGUCCAGUACUUCUAGUUCUUCGAUGAAUAGAGUUAGUGGAUGUAAUGGACUUCAUUCCAGUACGACUACAGCCAGGUUGCGAGGUUUUGCAGGUACUUUAAGCGAACGCCUUGGUUACAAUGGUCUGCCUUCCGUAUUUUCAGGUUUGGAUGAAAGCGAUUCCGGGACUCGUAAAAAAUAUCCAUUUGAACUGGAAAAAGCAAUUCACAAUGUAAUGUUUAUCCAACACCAUAUCCAAAGGCAGGAUCAGUUUAACGCAGAAGACCAAGACUGGGGCUUCGUCGCCAUGGUCCUCGACAGACUGUUCCUCUGGAUAUUCAUAAUAGCUUCUAUAGCUGGCACCAUUUCUAUAUUAUGUGAAGCUCCUGCGCUAUACGACGACACGAAGCCCAUCGAUAUGGAGCUCUCAUCUGUAGCGCAGCAGCAGUUCCUGCCCGAUUUCGAAAAUAUGCAAUAACUAUCCUCGUCUAACUAUUAGAGCCGUAUGUUCUCGAUAAGUUCUGUUAUUUAAAGUUCGUCUUUGGUCCUUAAGAUUAAUUUGAAGUCUUUUAUAAUUUUAUCGCAAAAAUUUUUAUUUCAAAAAAAGAAAAACGCAAGAGAAUGCGGCGACUACCGCACCAUUAGCUUGAGGUCCCAUGUGCUACAGUUGCUACUGAAAGUCAUCUAUAACCGAAUGUAUCAUAAACGGGACAUAGACAUUAAUGGACAUUAAUGAUACGCAAUUAAAGAGGUGGCUUCCAAAAGGGCUUAAGUCAUUUUUUUCACAUUUUGAGGUUUUAGGUGGAUCUGAUUCUAGAGUAUCAUUUCUAACAUUAGAAAAACAAUUCAUGUCAUAACAGCUUAAGGCCCGGUACUUUAUGUCUCGAUUAACAGCCGCGGCUAGCCGGUUAGUUAACCGAUCUCUUUAGGGUCUCUUGCGUUGUAAUAAAUGCAAUUAUAAUUAUUAUUAUAAUUAAAAAUAAGUAUAAUUAAAAAUAAGUAUAAUAAUAAUUAUAAUUGCAUUUAUUACAACGUAAGAGACCCUAAAGAGUUCCAGAUUAAACCCCGGUUAAAUAACCGGUUGUUAAUCGAGACAUAAAGUACCGGGCCUAAGUCAAGUAUACUAUACAGAUUACACAAGAUUAUUAAAGAUUUACAGAUAUAUUAUUACAGAUUAUUUGGAUUUUACAAAGGACUAGUAACUCGUGAAGCUCAUUUUUCACUUAACAUACUUAACAUACAAUGGUGCUUGGACGUCAAUCAAGAUAUAUACGGGUUACGCAAUUGAACUGUUACGAACUUCACAUCGAUACAUCUGGCAAAUCGAUAAUGACAGCUACGUCAAAGUUGGCCUGAUAACACUUGCAUCUAAGUUUUAUACAUAUAACAAAAGUUAUUCGCAAUGGAAUUUAAACGUAAUAGUGUGAUUGCGUUAUAUUUGGCUGGAAUGUCACAACCAGCUAUUAUUGUUUAUCAGCUCAAACACCUCAAAGUGAAUGUAUCGCACCAUAACUCGUUAUAAUGAUACUGGUAGCAUUACCAAACGCUAUGGUGGUGGACGAAAAAAAUCAGCAACAUCACCUGAAAUGGUUCGGAAAGUGAAGGCUCGACUUCAGCGAAAUCCACGUCGUAGUGGUAAUCAAAUGGCCAAAGAACUGAAAAUAUCCCAGCCAAGCAUGCAACGAAUAUUGAAAAAGGAGCUCAAUGUCAAGCCUUACAAGAUCCAAAAAGCACACAAUCUUAAACCAAAGCAAAAAAAAAAGUUCGGCUUGAAAGAGCAAAGGAAUUGUUACGCCUGCACGGACGUGGCGAAUUUUCAAACAUAGUGUUCUCUGAUGAGAAAAAUUUCCCUAUUGAGCGGUUCAAAAACUCUCAAAAUGAUCGUGUUUACUUGACCGAACGCACCUACGAAAGUUUGAGCCUACGAACGGCCACCUGGAGUAAUUUCCCAUGUCAAGUAAUGGUAUGGGCAGCUGUAACCGCCGAUGGACGCUAUCCAAUCAUUUUUAUUGAAUCUGGUGUCAAAGUCAAUGCAACUUAUUAUCGGGAAAAUGUUUUAGAAGCUGCUUUAGAGCCGUGGGCACGCAAACAUUUCGGUUGAAGACCAUGGACGUUCCAGCAAGACUCGGCACCGUCUCAUAAAGCUAUUGUGAACCAAGAAUGUUUCAAAAACCAUGUUCCACACUUCAUUUCAUCCACACAAUGGCUUUCGAAUUCGCCAGAUGCAAAUACGAUGGAUUAUUCCAUCUGGUCCAUUUUGGAGAGCAAGAUGAGGACUAAAAAAUAUGCCAGUAUGGAUGCGCUGAAGAGAGCAAUUAUAAGUGAAUGGGCCAAAAUACCGGAAGAUCACAUUCGUGCAGCAUGCAACUCGUUUUGUGAUCGUUUGAAGGCCAUAGUCAAGGCAAAAGGUGGCCACAUCCAGUUAAAGUGAGUGGAUUCUGAAAUUUUGAUUAUUUUCACACAUUUUUGUCAUUUGAAUCAAUAAAAAAUAAUUUCACACAAAAAAUUAUGGUCGUUUGAAUAGGUAACAGUUCAAUUGUGUAAACCUUACUAUAUGCGUGUUUUAUUGACUAUAAUAAAGCAUUCGACAAAGUACGACAUGAACAAAUUAAUGCAUGUCUUGGAAUCAAAGAUGAUAGACUUCAGGAUUAUAUCGAAUUUAUACUAUAAGCAACGAGCAAAAGUGCGUGUUAACGAUCAGCUGUCAGAGGAAAUUGAAAUCAGUCGUGGAGUGAGAAAGGGAUGCGUGUUGUCUUGUUGUCGAAAAAAAGCUCUUGAGAGUGAAACAGCUGGAAUAAAGGUAAAUGGAGUUCCCAUUAACAACAUUAGAUAUGCGGAUGACAUUGUCAUCUUAGCUGAAAAUAUUGGGGAUCUUCAGAGGCUGUUGACCAGAAUAGCGAAGUUUGGACAAGAAUAUGAUCUAACAAUGAACGUCAAGAAGACAAAGUUUAUGAGAAUAUCGAAAACUCAAAGAAAAAAUGAGCAUCUCUUCAUAAACGGAUCCAAUAUCGAACGAGUCGAACAAUAUCAUACCUUGGAACAAUGAUCAACUCCACAGGAGAUUAGGUACUUACAAGAAAUCAAAAUAAGAAUAGAAAAGGCUAGAUAAAAUUUUAACAAAAUGAGAAAAGUCCUCUGCACAAGAGAUUUGAAGUUGGAGCUAAGAGUUAGGUUGAUUAGGUGCUACGUUUUCUUGACUUUGUUUUAUGGAAUGGAAACUUGGACCUUGAAUACUACAUCAAUGAAAAAACUAGAAUCAUUCGAGCUGUGGGUAUACAGAAGAAUUCUGAAAAUAUCGUGGACAAAACAAAAAGGUUCUCAGAAAGAUUAAUAAAGAAAUGGAAAUCUUAAAUAUCAUCAAAACAAGAAAAUUGGAAUAUCUCGGACAUAUUACACAUUGAGAGAGAUACAACUUGCUCCAAUUGAUUUUGCAAGGAAAUAUUCAAUUAAAAAGAAGCAUAUGGAGACGCAGAAUAUCGUGGCUGCGCUACCUGAGAGAAUGGUACUGAUGUACAUCAAAUCAACUUUUCAGAGCAGCCUUCUCUAAAAUCCGAAUAGCUAUGAUGAUUACCGACCUCCGUCGCGGAGAUGUCACUUAAAGAAGAUAAUUUUAUCAAACACUAUAUAGAGACUAACAAAAAGAUUUUUUCGCCGCAUUUAUAGACUAUGAAAAAUUUUUCGACAAAGUUAAACAUAACACUCUCAUGGAAUGUCUAAAGCGAAAAGGACUCAACAAAGAUGAUAUUAACAUAGUGAGAAAUCUCUAUCGGAACGAACAGGCUGUGGUAACAUUAGUUGCAACUAGCACAGAUGUGCAACAGGUAAAAAUAGAGAAGUGAGACAAGGCUGUAUACUUUCACCAUUACUAUUUAAUAUACUUCGCAGAGUUAUUUACACAAGGACUUGAAAACUGUACAGUAGGGAUCAAGAUAAAUGGUGAAAAUAUAAAUAUGGCAAGAAAAAUGGCAUAAUGUUCGUUAUGCCGAUGACGCAGUUAUUAUCGCUGAAAGUGAGAACGAGGGCCAAAGUCAUAACAACGAUCCAGUUAAAAAAUGAAGAUAUUGAACAAGUGGACAAAAUUAAAUACUUAUUAGUCUAGGUUACUGCAGAUCUAAAUCCGAAAUCAGAAAUUCGGUCAUGAAUAGAGCAAUCAAGAGCAGCAGCCUUUUUGAAUUUUGAGGAUGAGGAAAUUUCUGAGUAACCAAACACUCAAUCUGCAAAUCCCAUAUAGGAUGGUAAAAUGCUGUAUCCAUUCUAUUCUUUAUGGUACCGAUGCUUGGACUGUUAAUGUUGACUUAAUGAGAGCAGACACUUUUGAGAUGUGGAUUAAUUUUAGGAGAAUUUUGAAAAUACCAUGGACCGAUCAUAUUGUGAACGAAAUGGUGUUGCACAGAAUAGGACGAGACGAAAAACUUUUUGACCACCUUUGAAAUGAAAAAGCAUAUUUUAGGAACAUACUUAGCAAUUAUAAGUAUUAAUUGUUGCAGCUGAUUAUUAAGGGUAAAAUCGAAGGAAACCUGGUAAAGGACAAAUGUCCUGACUGAAAAACAUUCGCAACUGGACCGGGUUAAACACACAGACGCUUUUAAAAAAAGCAGAAGAUAGAAACGAAUUGAAUCGGUGAGGUCUAAAAGGAUAAUAUUACAUUAUUAGUUAAUAUAGUUAAAAUAGCAGUUUUGUUUACUUGACCAAUCUCUACAGACUUAGUCAAAGAGAGAUAUCAUUACGUCACAUUAAAUAGCUAAAUAGUGCGAUAAAAUGUACUCUUGGUCUGUAGAGCUUGGUCAAAUGAACAAAACUGCUAUCUUAACUAAAUUUGGCAAAAAAUGGAAUAUUAUCCUUUUCAGCCAACCUUCAUUAUUGGAGUCGGUAUUAACUAUAACUAACUAUUCAGCUUAGACUUACCUAGUUUCUUUACUUUCGUCGCUAAUAUUUUAUCGUCCUUAAUGAAUCUACACCGUAAUUAUCCUCGAUUUUCUUUGUAGAAUAUAAAUCUCUAUUCAUUAGUCUUAACUAUUAACCAGGCGUUUUUUUAAUAACAAACUUAUUGAGAACUAAAAUUAUAGUACUCAUCGUAUUUACGAGUUGAACUAAGUCUGUAAUAAUGUGAUGAAAUAUUGACGAAUAUUGUUACAUAAAUUCUUAAUAAAGAUAAUAAAGGAAAUACCAUCAUCACCAUCUCUUAACCAAAAUUUAUGUGUAUGCCUGUCAGUUGAAAAGGGUGUUCCAUUUAAGAGAAAAUACUCACUCCGAGUUUCGACCAACCCUGUAUACUAAAAUUCAAGAUCCUAAUAAUUUUUAACAAUAGUAGACUAUAUUAAAAAUCAUUUGAACAUAAAUAGAGAUUUUCUUCUCAACCUACUACAAUUCUACAGAGUGUGAAAAUUGCUACGAAAUUAAUAAAAAAAACAUAACUACCUUUUAAACCGCCCUGUAUAACAUUUCAAAAUGUUAUAUUUUAAGAAAGGGUACAUCGAGGAGAAUCCAAAAAUGUAAAAAAAUACAGGGUGUCCCAUUUAAAAAAAUGAAAUUAUAAGCAACUUCCGGUAUAACCAGAAGUAGAAAAUAGAUGAAAAUAUUUUCAAUAAAUAGAUCAUUCUUCAAAACUCCUUCAUUCCAAUUUUCAUGAUUCUGUUGCCUUUAGUUCUGGAGAUAUUUUUAAUAGGCCAUUAAUCUGCCUCACCCUAUAUAUUUUUCUUUUAGUUUUUCUUAAUGGAGAUGCCUUCCACUUCCAUAAAAACAAUCCAAUACAUAGCAAUAAAUUAUAUUAGAGUAUUAGUGGACCAUGAUCAUUUCUAAAUAGUAUUAAAAACGUGUAAAAUUUAACUUAGGUUCAGGAAAUUUUGUCAAUAUUUCUUCAAUAAAAUGUAUUAAUUCUAAAUGAAUAAUAAUCAUUUUUCUGAUUAUUAACUGUUUAAUAAAUAAACAUUAUUAAGUUUAAUAA
This is a messenger RNA of Diabrotica virgifera virgifera (western corn rootworm), 7256 nucleotides long. RefSeq names its product acetylcholine receptor subunit alpha-like 2 (gene nAChRalpha2). Gene Ontology annotation, cellular component: neuron projection; postsynaptic membrane; synapse. Bases 159 to 1790 code for a protein of 543 amino acids. Gene Ontology annotation, biological process: nervous system process; signal transduction; monoatomic ion transmembrane transport. The transcript has 8 exons. Gene Ontology annotation, molecular function: transmembrane signaling receptor activity; acetylcholine-gated monoatomic cation-selective channel activity. The record is from RefSeq and is a predicted model, not a curated record. Lineage: Eukaryota; Metazoa; Arthropoda; Insecta; Coleoptera; Chrysomelidae.